ACAUGACAACGCGCCAUUAAUUACUUGAUCCAAAAUGCCGUAGAUGACGGUGAAAAUCAAAUAUAUUCUUCAAAAUACAUCCAACAAUAUUUAGCUUCUUCCUUUUCGAUUUUGAGUCAACAGUUUUUUUGAUGUUAUCUUCACAAACUUAACUCAAGCAUGGCUCGACAAGGAGCUGCUUUACAAAGCUACAACAACGAGCUGGUGAAAUGCAUAGAAGAUCUAUGCAACAAGAGAGACGAAUUACAGAAACAAAUUCUUGUUGAAGAGGAGGAAAAAGGCAAAAUUCAAAAUGAUUUGAGAAUAUUGACAGAAAGGUUGGCUCGAAUUAAUGAGAGUCUUGCGAAAAAGAUUGCCUCUAGAAAUGAAUACGACAGGACAAUUGCAGAAACUGAAGCAGCUUACAUGAAGAUUUUAGAAAGUUCACAGACCUUAUUGCAUGUCCUCAAGAAGGAGGUGAACAAAGACACCAAAGUACCUGCAGUGGCAUCGAAUAUAAAAAGAGAAGCAGAACUGCCAUGAUUUAUUCACAUAAAUUUUCAUGUAAUAUAGAUACCACUUCGUGUAGAAUGUAAUUUACUAAUUAUACAUAAUGUCAAGCGUGGUG
This is a messenger RNA of Xenia sp. Carnegie-2017, 607 nucleotides long. Its product is annotated as Sjoegren syndrome nuclear autoantigen 1 homolog. The transcript is spliced from 3 exons. Gene Ontology annotation, cellular component: centrosome; ciliary basal body. Bases 160 to 522 code for a protein of 120 amino acids. Lineage: Eukaryota; Metazoa; Cnidaria; Anthozoa; Malacalcyonacea; Xeniidae. The record is from RefSeq and is a predicted model, not a curated record.